AGGGGCAGGCUGCGUGGGCUGGGGGCCCCGCCCUGGCCCCCACCCCUGAGGCGGGCUCCCCCGGGGCUGGCUUGGGGCAGAGCGGGCGGAGCGGGGGAAGCCCCCGGGCUGGCGCAUGCCUGUCAUCCGAGGGCCCAGCAAGGCGCCAGGAGCCAUGGAGUUGCGGCUGGGGGGCUGCACGGCAGCGGUGGCUGCGGUCCUGCUCCUUGUGCUGCUGGGCGCCCAGGGCCAGGGCGGCACACCCAGUCCAAAGUGUGACUGUGCCUCCAACUUCCAGCAGAGGAGCGGUCUGUUCUGUUGCAAGGGCUGUCCAGCCGGGCACUACCUGAAGGCCCCCUGCCCAAAGCCUUGCGGUGCCUCUACCUGCCUCCCGUGCCCCCGCGGCACCUUCCUGGCCCGGGAGAACCACCAUGAGACCCGCUGUACCCGCUGCCAGGCCUGUGAUGAAGAGGUUUCCCAGGUGGCCCUGACGAACUGCUCAGCAGUGGCAGAUGCCCACUGUGGCUGUGACCCGGGCUGGUUCCCCGAGUGCUUGGUCAAGUCCUGCAGGGACGGCUCCCCCUUCCGCUGCCACCCGUGCUCAGACUGCAGGGCCCUGCACCGCCACACACGGGUGCCCUGUUCCGUCAGAGACACCGACUGUGGGACCUGCCUGCCUGGCUUCUAUGAAUAUGGCAACAGCUGUGUGUCCUGCCCCACGAGCACCCUCGGGAGCUGUCCUGAGCCCUGUGUGACUGUCUGUGGCUGGAGGCAGAUGUUCUGGGUGCAGGUGCUCCUGGCUGGCCUGGUGGUCCCGCUCCUGCUCGGUGCCACCCUGACCUACACAUACCACCGCUGCCAGCCUUGCAAGCCCACGGUUCCUACAGAUGAAGCUGGGUUGGAGGCCCUGACUCCCCUGCAGGCCACCCACCUCUCACCCAGGGACAGCACCCUUCUAGCUCCAGCCAGCAGUAUCGAGAAGGUCCGCGCCACGCAUUUGGUAGGCAAUGGCUGGGCCCUUGGCUCCCCUCAGAUCCAGGAGGUGCCCUGCGCGGAGGUGACGUGGUCCUGGGACCAGCUGCGCAGCAGAGCCCUCGACCCGCCGCCGCCCAUGCCCACGCCUUCGCCAGCGCCCCCUGCGGGCUCCGCGGCAGCCACGCUCCAGCCGGGCCCGCAGCUCUACGACGUGAUGGACGCGGUGCCCGCGCGGCGCUGGAAGGAGUUCGUGCGCACACUGGGGCUGCGCGAAGCGGAGAUCGAGGCCGUGGAGGUGGAAAUCGGCCGCUUCCGCGACCAGCAGUACGAGAUGCUCAAGCGCUGGCGUCAGCAACAGCCCGCCGGCUUGGGCGCCGUCUACGCGGCGCUGGAGCGCAUGGGGCUGGACGGCUGCGCCGAGGACCUGCGCAGCCGCCUGCAGCGCGGCCCGUGACGCGGGGGCGGGGGGGGGGGCCCCCACACCGGGUGCCUCUGGGCUCUGGCGGCCCUUGCAGAAGCCCUAAGUACGGUUACUUAUGCGUGUAGACAUCUUAUGUCACUUAAUAAGCUCCUGGCACGGCCCUGCGUAGCAGCGCCAGCCGCCCUCCCUGCCGCGCGCCCCCUGGGGUUCUGGUUGAGGCCAAGCGGCAUCGACGGAUAUCGGGAGGGGGCAGGAGGUGGCUCAGCAGUGUCUCGGCCCGACUUUGGCCGAGGCCUGGGUAUUAAAUCUGUGAAGAAAAG
Molecule: messenger RNA, 1695 nt
Organism: Lynx canadensis (Canada lynx)
Lineage: Eukaryota; Metazoa; Chordata; Mammalia; Carnivora; Felidae
Gene: TNFRSF25
Product: TNF receptor superfamily member 25
Exons: 10
Coding region: 116-1408 (430 amino acids)
Biological process (GO): signal transduction
Cellular component (GO): plasma membrane
Molecular function (GO): protein binding
Source: RefSeq, a predicted model, not a curated record